GCCCCGCCGGUCGGUCCGCCCGCAACGACUACACCCCGGUAUCUCGACGUGCUUAUUAACCUUCUUGCGGUCCGCGAAAUAUUGUCUAAUGCAGGUUAAUAAAAAUAAAUCAGAACACGUUCACGGGGCAACAGAAUAACACGUUGGUUCCGGAUCAGCAGCUGAUUUAACACAUGCGACUGCAGGGUUAAUCCGAGCCUGGCUGCUAGGAGCAGGCUAGCUGCAAAGAAUUAAUCGCCAUGGAUACUUGGCUGGGGUUUUUCAACCUGCUUUCGUGCAACCAACCAAAUCAGAGGUAAAUUCAUUCAGGAUGACCUGAAUAUACCGACGUAAUCACAUAUCCAGGUUUCGUGCAAUACCCCCCGGUCUUUUGCCUCUAUGUUUUUGUUUAUUGUGAAGAACGGGCUCAGACGUCGUCUGAGCAUCACGUACUAUGACUCAUUGGCCAAUCAGACGACACGUUUCAUUUGAGUGACAGAACUUCCUACCAACGCUAGUGUGCCUGCAAAGGAGGCAGUGUCGAGGGGGGGGCGGGGCGAAGCUCUCUAAGCACAGCGGAAGAAAAUGGCGGCCGUGGCUGCAGAGCCAGGAGCUGUAGCGAUUUCAAUAACAAUAGGAACCGAGUCGGCGGACGACGAGAGAUCCUCAGAACCGGGUCCGAUCGCCCUGGGACUCCCCGGAGCCCUGCUAGAGACCGAUGGGUCGCGGGAGUACGACCCGGCCGUGGAGCUGCUCAUACCCCGGGUGGAGGAUGGUGGCGAGGUGGAGGAGCGCCGCCAUGUCAGGCCGGAGCUGCAGUCCGCGGCGGGAAAAGAUAACGUCGUUAACGAUGAAUUGACCGGUAACUUCCCGGUUGACCGGUUCAGUCCCGGAUUACCGCGAGAUGCAGAGGGCGGCGGGGUUUACCGUAGCAUCCUAGGGGACCCGCAGUCCUCUGCCGUCUUUCUGCACUCGUUUCCUGCCAACCCACCGGUCACCGAGGCCGGAUUGUCUCUGGCAGAACCGGCGGAACCGACCACCAAUGUGACCGCGGGUCGGGACCGAGGCUACAGGGCUUUAGUCCAACCGGAGUUGAGGCCAGGCCCCGUGGAGGCCGCCAUGUCGGACGGUGACAGGCUGUCGGUCCUGGAAGGCUUGGACCCGGAGACGGAGUCCGGUAAGAACUCAGGGGGGGGCGAAGAGCUACCGGUCCGCAGCCUUCGGGACUCCUCCCCUUCGUACCGGUCCGCGAAGAGGCGGCUGACAACGGACACCAUAAAGCAGGAGAAACCCACCGCAGAAGAUUAUUCUCGACCGGAACCAGGACCGGAACUCGAUCCGCAUCCUCCAGGACCUGAGCCCAGUGUCGCUGCUGAACCAGAUUUGAAUCCUGGAUCUGAGGUCCGGGUCUCCCUGGAUCACGUCAUUGAUGACGCGCUGGUGGUGUCGUUCCGUUUGGGUCCGAAGGUUUUCUCUGGAGUUCUGAUGGAUGUUUCAAAAAGGUUCGGACCUUAUGGUAUUCCCAUCACAGUCUUCCCCAGACGGGACGACCAGAGCCGACCUCAAAUGUUCGUGCAGUCACCGGCCAUUGCUGACCCGUCCAUCAGUCCAGAUGUGACUAGUAGCCCACUGGCGUCGCCCCCACUACCGCCGUGGACCUCCAAACCACCGCCGCUGUUUCAGGACGGAGCGGCGUACCCGCCCCCUCUGUUCAUCAGGGAUACCUACAACCAGGCCUUACCUCAGCCGCUGCCACGCAAGAUCAAACGGCCAAAGCGCCGCUACCGCUGCGAGGAGCCAACCUCCAUCAUGAAUGCCAUCAAGCUCCGCCCCCGCCAAGUACUCUGUGACAAGUGCAAAGGUGUGGUGGCAUCGGGGGGGCACAGGGAGUCACGGCGGGGCGCCGGGGAUCUGAGGGGCGAGGAUACAUCACGGCGACGCCGACCAGCCGAGGGUCCAUUAUCCACCGAGGUCAAACGGCUGAGAAGUGAUGACAAAGGGGGACGUCCUGCAGACCGGCGGCCGUCACCAGGGCUGCAUGUGUCAUCAUCUUCUCGCCGCGUCCUGAGAGGUGGGGCUUCAUCGUCGCCCUCAUCCUCUCGCCAAGUCCUGAAGGGCGUGGCUUCAUCUUCACCAUCAUCUAGCCGCAUGUGUCUGAACCCUAAGAAGGUUUUGGCUAAAGGUCCGGCGAUCCACUGCUCUGAAGCAAGGCAGGUUCUCAAGAAACUGCCGCCUCGCCGACCCAAAGACCAGAAUCAGAACCAGACCCAGGACCAGGACGACACCAAGGCCGUGACCCGAGCAGCUGCCCUGCAGAACCACAACCAGAAGGUCCACUUCACUCGGCGCCUGCAGCAUCUCAGCGGCUCCUCCGUGGGCUCCAGCGCGCUCGAGGCUCUUCCGCCGAGGAUGCGUCUCAAACCACAAAGGUAUCGUACCGACGACAGCCAGGAGUCCACCUCCUCGCCCCCCCACAAACAGAGCCCUCGCUCAUCGCCUCCCAAACCCAGUUCAUCCCCUGAACUAGAACCACCCCAAGCUCUGCCCCCUCCCUCACCCACAACAUGUUUUCCGACUCCCCCCUCCACCUCCUGCACCUCCAGUUUAGAGAACCAGCAGCAGGGUGAGGAGGGGGGAAACGAUGGGCAGGUAGCAGCUCCUCCCCACUGCUCUUUAGACUCCUCCCACUCAGAGUGCAGCUCCACAGAGACCUUUGAGCUCGCCCCUCCAGGAGAUCCUCACUGCUCUUCCUCUCACCCCCCUACUCCCAAGGCAGGCGGAGCUGAGGAGGUGGAGGAGGAGGAGGAGGAGGAUUAUGAGGAUGGAAGUGAAUUAAAGAGGCGUCGCAAGUCUUCCACCUCCUCCUCCUCCUCGUCCUCCUCGUCCUCGGUCUUCUCUAAGUUGGUGUCCAAGUGCUCGCUCCCUGAUGGCCGCUCUGUGUGCGUCGGCGACAUUGUGUGGGCGAAGAUCUACGGCUUUCCGUGGUGGCCGGCCCGCGUGCUCUGCAUCACGGUGUCUCGGCGAGGAGACACAGGUUUGUCGGUGAGGCAGGAGGCAAGGGUCUCUUGGUUUGGCUCCCCCACCACCUCCUUCCUGCCUCUCACCCAGCUCUCUCCCUUCCUUGAGAGCUUCCAGUCUCGCUUUGACAGGAAGAGGAAGGGUCCUUAUCGACGCGCCAUCGCCGAGGCCGCCAGCGCUGCCAAGCAACUCACUCCUGAAGUCCGGGCGCUUCUCACUCAGUUUGAGACGUAGCAUCAGUCUGUCCCUCCCUCUCCACAUGUCCCAGCCCCCUGAAGAUGGGCCCUGUACUUAAACACGUGCCCCCACCUAAACACAAAGUGGUUGUGGCUUGUCCUCCUGAGACUGUCCGGCAGAGACUGAAGUAAACAACAGACUAUAUUUGCUUUCACCACUGGGUGGGGCCUCUCUGUGUAGUCGUCCCCCCCCCCCCCCCCCCCCACCCCCACCCCCUGUCUUCACAGAGAUUCUCAACUUCAGACAGGUGCCAUUACUUCCACUUGCCUCUUCACGGCACCACUCCCAAUCGUUGAUGAUGUCAUAGUGAUGUCAUCAGAACACAGGCUCUGGUGCAUUGUGGUUACUGUCGGAUCUGGAUCCUCAGGUUGUCUUUGUCUGUAGAUUCUGAAGAUGCAGCUCUUUGAUUGGCUGACAACCAAUGAUAAAGUUAACACUAAAUGGCAGUGCGGUGAUUCUUUGGGUUCUGCUGACCUUUGUCAGACUGAAACCUUCAGUUUACAAAGACAAAAACUGUGAAACAAAACGUGUUGUUUAAAUUGAGGCCAGGGGUCUUCGACGGGGUCCAGAGCUGAGGCACAGCAGUGCUAGAUCUUUGUUCGGAUUCAGAAGCCCCAUGAGAGCUGGUCAAUCACAUGGUGUCAGAAUAUGGAUCUCAGAUUGGUCUCUGAUUCUGAAUCUCAGGUCUCUUUAAACCUGUAUCUGAUCUCUUAAUAAUCCUGGUACUGUGAUCUGUUUGAGACCCUGUUGCCUCAGGUCCUCAACAUGAGACAGACAGACAGGUAGGAGACACUGACUGUUAGACUGGACGGCUGCGCUGAUGAUGAUAAUGUGAUGAAGGUGCAUUUUCCCUCUCUGAUACUCGGGUUGGUGGGAUAGAUCGUCAGACUCUUUUUACCGUCUGUUUGCAGAUCAGAGAUCCUGAGCUAGAAACUUUUGGGACAAAAUUACCGAAAAAAUUAUAGCAAAUUCAUCGAGUCGACUUGUGUAUGUUUUUUUCUGAUGUUUUAAAUCUAUUAAAAAAACUGUCAAACUUC
Messenger RNA from Pungitius pungitius (ninespine stickleback), 4271 nucleotides. RefSeq names its product PWWP domain containing 2A (gene pwwp2a). Gene Ontology annotation, cellular component: chromocenter; nucleus. Gene Ontology annotation, molecular function: chromatin binding. The transcript is spliced from 2 exons. The record is from RefSeq and is a predicted model, not a curated record. Lineage: Eukaryota; Metazoa; Chordata; Actinopteri; Perciformes; Gasterosteidae. Bases 565 to 3231 code for a protein of 888 amino acids.